Messenger RNA from Pezoporus occidentalis (night parrot), 2783 nucleotides. Its product is annotated as glycerol-3-phosphate acyltransferase 2, mitochondrial-like. Bases 142 to 2541 code for a protein of 799 amino acids. The record is from RefSeq and is a predicted model, not a curated record. NCBI's taxonomy places the organism in Eukaryota, Metazoa, Chordata, Aves, Psittaciformes, Psittacidae. Gene Ontology annotation, cellular component: mitochondrial membrane. The transcript is spliced from 21 exons. Gene Ontology annotation, biological process: phospholipid biosynthetic process; glycerol-3-phosphate metabolic process; fatty acid metabolic process. Gene Ontology annotation, molecular function: glycerol-3-phosphate O-acyltransferase activity.
CCCCACACCCAGGGCUGUGUCUCCACCAGGACAGCCCCAUCCCGAGCUUUGCUGUGCUCCAAGGGCUCCUCCCUGCACGGAACCUGCUGCUGGAGCCUUCCCGAGUGCUGAUCCCAGCGGAUCCGGCUCUGAGUGAGAAACAUGAGAACGUGGCUCUGUGUUGGGGGGCAGAGGGUGGAGGUCGUGCUGCCCUUCCUGGGCAGGUGCCACCCGGACUCGGGGCGCUGCUGCCAGACCUGCACCCCCAUGAGCUGGGACGGCUUCUACUCCGAGCGCUUCCCUUCCCUCGGCUUCCGCGACAUCAGCCGGGUGACGGAGAAGGACACGCGGUUCCGGGGCUGGCUGGCGCGCAGGGUCUGCGGGCUCCUGGCUGUCUGCUCCUGGCGGAUUCCUGCUGACACCCCUGGGGACCUCCCGGCACGGCUCUGCCACAGCAGGAGGGUGCAGGAUGCUGCUGCCGCCCGUGGCCCGGCACUGGGGGGUGGAUGGAAGGAGAAGAUCCUGGAGCUCCUGGGUGACAUCCAGGCCCCGCUCUCCCUGCUCAUGCUGAGGAUCUGCCACUGGGCGCUGCUGAAGCUCCUGAGCCGCCUGUUCCUCAGCGUGCAGCUGCACCGGGGGCAGCUGGAGACGGUGCUGAGGGCAGCCAGCACGCCCCGAGUGCCCCUGGUUUUCCUCUCCGCACACAAAUCCCAGCUGGAUGGGCCGCUCCUCUCCUUCGUCCUCUUCUCCCAGGGGUUAGGGGUGCCCCGGGUGACGGUGGGCGCCCAGGGCUGCAGCCCUCGCCUCCGAUCCCUGCUCCGGCGCCUCGGAGGGGUUUUCCUGCCUGCAGGAAUGGAGCAGACACAGAGCGAGCCGGAGGAUGCGCUCCCAGGGGCCGUGCUGGCUGCGUACGUGGAGGAGGUGCUGAGGAGCCGGCAGCCUCUCCUCAUCUUCCUGGAGGAGCCCGCGGUGCCGCUGCACCUCUCGGCCUCGGCCCGGCGCUGGCUGGCUCCGGUGCAGGGCGCCGUGCGCGCCGGUGCUGUGCCCGACGUCCUCCUCGUCCCGGUGGGCAUAGGCUACGACGUGGUCCCCGGUGGAUCCCAGCCGGAGGCAGCGCGCGGCGCUCAGCCCCUCAGCAUCGGCGCUUGCCUCUGGGCAGCGUUACGGGCCCUGCGCCGGAACCUCGGCUGUGUCCGGGUGGAUUUUGCCCAGCCCUUCUCCUUACAGGAGUUCCUGGCCAAAAGCCCUGGCAGGUGCGCAGGGAAGCCGGAGGAGCUGCUGCUGCUGCCCAGCAUCCUCGGCACGUGGCCCGGCCACCUGGAUGCCGGCAAUACCGGGCUCGGGGCUCCUGGCUCCACCAAGGCCACCAGCUUGGAGGCACCAGAGGAAGAGUUGGUGACCAACCUGGGCCUGCACUCACUGAGCGGUGAGGGGUGGCAGGGUCCGUCCUCAGCUGGUCCGUGCAGGGUCACCCCUUGGCUCUGCUGUUCACUCCCAAGCAUCCCUCUCCCUCCUCCCUCCUUCCCAGACAGCGUGUCCUGCUCCGCCGUCAUGUCCGUGGGGAUCACGUCCGCGCUGCUGCUGCACAAGUACCGGGAGGGCGUCUUCCUCUCCCGGCUCAUGCAGGACUUUGCCUGGCUGCUGGAGGAGAUCCUGCUGCGCCAGCGGGACGUGGGCUUCUCGGGGCAGCUCCGUGCCCUGGUGCAGCACAGCCUCAUCCUGCUCAGGGCCCGGCUCCACCUCUACCACCUCUCCCCCCUCGGUGACGUCCUGGUGGUCCCCGAGGCCUCGGCACGGACCUGGAUGGAGCUGGGCCACCACAGCGCUGCCAUCCUGCCUGUCUUCGCCAGCGAGGCGGUGGGAGCCUGUGCCAUCCGAGCCUUGCUGGCGGAGGUGAUGCCCUUCCUGGAGCCCACCACCCAAGCCUCCAGCAUCAUCUUCAGCCAGGACGAGCUGCACUGCAAGACCCUGGAGCUGCUGCAGCUGCUGCCCCCAAACGUGCUGGGGCUCCGGCCCUGCCAGCCCCUGGGCUGCUGGAGCGAGGACAUCGUGGACAAGCUCGUCCUGUGCGGGUUGCUGGAGCCAGAGGAGCCGGAGGGCGAGCACUGGGUCUGCGACACGGCCCCGCGGGCCUUCAGCCGGCGCCAGGCACAGCCCACGAUGGACUUCAGUGACAGCGACAGCGAGGACGAGGGGCCCCUGCGCCGCUGCUUCAAGCUCGGGGAGCCCCAGGGCUCUCCCCGCCUCCUCCUCUUCCUCUGCCGGCUCCUCAGCCCCGUGCUGGGCACCUACGCUGGAGCCGUGGCUUUCCUGGGGCAAACCCGCUGGCCCCAGCCCGAGGCAGCCUACGUGGAGGAGCUGCUCCAGUUCCUGGCCAAGGAGGGCUCUGAGCUCCCCAACAGAAGCCUGGCCCUGAGCUCUCUGCAGACCUUCAAGGAGAUGGGGGUGCUGGAGGAGGUGGGGGCCCCCCCCGGCCCCCUGCUCCACCUCGCCCAGCCCUUCCACUCCAGCGCCAACCGGGAGAGGCUGGAAGCCUUCAUCCAGCAGUUCAUCCAGCCCUAGAGCAUCCUGCCCCGGCUCCUGCUUUAUUGAGCCCCACAAGGGUGCUGUGGGGUGGGCAGGAGGGGGGGAAGCAGCCGGACCGGGGCACGAGGUCCCGUCUCCAUCUUCACACCACCUUGUUGCAGAUGACCCCCAGCUCCUCGAUCUCGCACCGCACCUCAUCUCCUCUCUGCGAGGGGCAGGGAGACACUGGCACCCCCCGGCCCAUCCAGGGGGGCCUUUACACCCCGUUCUGGCCCCCC